AUGUUGAGCGAAGAGAUUAAUGAGUAUGUUUUCACCUGGAAGAUUAAAAACUAUUCUUCUUGUUACCAAGCGAAAGGUGAGAAAAUUGUGAGUCCUUCCUUUACGAUAGAAGAUAUCCCUUAUUUUCAGUUUUGUUUGUGGUUUUAUCCGAAAGGUGACCAUCUAUCAAAAAAUAACGUUUGUUAUUAUUUGAAUCGCAAAGCAUUGGGUGACACAAUUCAAGCAGUCACUAUUUCUUUCAGCUUAGAGAUUGUGGACGAAAAAUGUUGUGUUUUGAAGAGUUUUGAGUCGAAAGGUACACAUAAUUUUAGGGGCUGGAAAGAAUUCUUUUCUAUCGAUGUAUUGGAGAAAGAAAUGAGCAAUUGGACCAAAGAUGUAUUAACACUUCGCUGUCGAAUAAAGAGGGAUAACAGACUCAAGCAAAAGGUAUCUGGAACAGUAGCUUGUACUAUCAUCGAAGUAGACCGAUUCUUUGUUGACUGGAAUGUAAAAAUACCCAAUCUGCGUGAAUGCUCUGAAAACAUUGCUUUUUCAAUCUCAGAUUUGUAUAAUGUAGAAAUUGUUUUGAAUUCCAUGUCAGAAGCUCUGACAAUUUCAAUUUGGCUCAAAGAAAAGAUAUCUGAAGCACCUAAUUGUUUGACAUUUACAAUUUCUAUUUUUAAUAAAAUCGGAUGUGUGUUAGCUUCCAAACGUGCAAUGCAUAUGUAUAAAAAUGUAGUACCGUGGAAAUUUCCAGAUUUCAUAACAAAAGAAGUAAUGAAAAAGUGUGAAAGCAGUUCAUCCUGGUAUGAAUUUGGGUUGAAAUGUAAGGUUUGCAUCUCCAAGAAUAAGGCUUCCGGUUUUAUCGAAAAAUUUGAAUUUUCAACUACUUGUAGCUUUGAGACAAUUAAGGAUAAUCCAACCUCUUCUAUGCAAAGUGAAUUUCAAAACAUAUUUUCCAGCAAAAAGUACUCAGAUGUUACAAUUCGUUGCAAAAAUGAUGAAUUUUCUGCUCACAAGUUUGUUUUGAAAGUACGAUCACCGGUUUUAGCAGCCAUGUUUGAUCAAGAUAUGCUGGAGAACAAAACUGGUAUAGUGGAUAUGGCUAACAUAGAUGGAAAAAUAUUGAAAUCGUUUCUCGAAUUUUUGUAUACGGAUAGAGUGGAUAAAAUGGAUUACUAUAUUGCCAAGAAUCUAAUAUUAACUGCUGAUAAGUACCAAGUGCAGUCGCUCGUAGACAAAUGUAGUUUUUUCUUGAAAUCUUCUGCAUCCAUUGAAAAUGUGUGUGAAAUUAUUGCAAUUGCAGAUAUGAUAAAUUGCGAAAGUUUGAAAUUCUAUGCGCUAAGCUUUAUGGAGCUCAAUGCUGCCAAUAUUUUAUCAACUGCAGCCUGGACUGAUUUAAUUGAAGGAAAUAUUAAACUAGCCACAUACAUUUUAUCCAAGUUGUCUGAGAAUGUAGGUAAAUCGGCAAUGAAAAAAAGUUAG
Messenger RNA from Parasteatoda tepidariorum (common house spider), 1464 nucleotides. The record is from RefSeq and is a predicted model, not a curated record. Lineage: Eukaryota; Metazoa; Arthropoda; Arachnida; Araneae; Theridiidae.